UUUUUUUUCUGGUCCUUUUCACAAAUAGUCGCUAAACAAUUCCGAGAGCCUGCACGUCGCGUUUUGAAUAAAUUUGUUCAAACCGCAUCCCGUUCUUUGCCCUGCUGCGCCUGCGCAGAGACGCGCCCGGUGUGAAGAUUGUCCCGCUUUGCUCUCCGUCCGCCGCCGGGCAUUUCAGUGAGCGCGCAUCCCCGCGCCCUGGGAGACAGCAGCGAUGGCGUUUCUGUGUCAGCGGGACAGCUACGCCAGAGAGUUUACCACCACUGUGGUCUCCUGCCGUCCCGCGGAGCUGCAUACCGAAGGAAGCAACGGCAAAAAGGAAGUGCUGAGCGGUUUCCAAGUGGUACUGGAAGACACGCUGCUUUUCCCCGAGGGCGGGGGACAGCCUGAUGACCGUGGUACAAUCAAUGACAUCUCUGUGCUGAGAGUGACUCGCCGGGGCACCCAGGCUGAUCAUUUCACCCAGACACCCCUGACCCCUGGGACUGAGGUUCAAGUCCGGGUGGACUGGGAGCGGAGGUUUGACCACAUGCAGCAGCAUUCAGGGCAGCAUCUCAUCACCGCAGUUGCUGAUGAUCUUUUUGGGCUGAAGACAACAUCAUGGGAGUUGGGGCGACUCCGGAGUGUCAUUGAGCUGGAUAGCCCCUCUGUGACUGCAGAGCAAGUAGCUGCCAUUGAGCAGAGUGUCAAUGAAAAAAUCCGAGAUCGGCUGCCAGUAAAUGUGCGAGAACUGAGCCUGGAUGAUCCAGAGGUGGAGCAGGUGAGGGGCCGGGGUUUGCCGGAUGAUCACGCUGGGCCUAUUCGAGUUGUUACCAUCAGGAGCGUCGAUUCCAACAUGUGUUGCGGGACUCACGUGAGCAAUCUCAGUGACCUUCAGGUCAUUAAAAUUCUGGGCACUGAGAAGGGGAAAAAGAACAAAACCAACCUGAUCUUCCUGGCUGGGAACCGGGUGCUGAAGUGGAUGGAGAGGAGUCACGGCACUGAGAAGGCGCUCACGGCUCUGCUGAAGUGUGGAGCAGAGGACCACGUGGAAGCAGUGAAGAAGCUGCAGAAUUCCAGCAAGCUCCUGCAGAAGAACAACCUGAAUCUGCUCAGAGACCUGGCUGUGCACAUUGCCCACAGCCUCAGGAACAGCGCGGACUGUGGAGGUGUGAUCGCAUUACACAGGAAGGAUGGUGAUUCUGAGUUCAUGAAUAUCAUCGCCAAUGAGAUUGGACCAGAGGAGACCCUCCUCUUCUUAACUGUGGGCGAUGAGAAAGGUGCUGGACUCUUUUUACUGGCAGGACCAGCUGAGGCCGUGGAUACCCUGGGGCCCAGGGUGGCUGAGGUGCUGGAAGGCAAGGGCGCUGGGAAGAAAGGCCGCUUUCAGGGCAAGGCCACCAAGAUGAGCCGGCGGGCAGAGGUGCAGGCGCUUCUCCAGGACUACGUCAGCACGCAGAGCGCAGAGGAGUGAGGACUCGGGUGCCCCGCUGGUCCUCCAUUGACAGCGGGCCUCCUGAGACCACAGAAGGAGUCUCUUGGACAAUAAAAUAGUUUGACUUGAAAUGAUUGUGGUACCAUGUAUAUUUAUAUGACAAGUGAUGAAUUUAUGCAGUGUAUUCCAGUGUGCUUAUGUAGUCAGCAUCUUUGUGAAUAAACAGAUUUUUUUUUUUUAAAUUUUAUUCAAGUAUA
Molecule: messenger RNA, 1671 nt
Organism: Cervus elaphus (red deer)
Lineage: Eukaryota; Metazoa; Chordata; Mammalia; Artiodactyla; Cervidae
Product: alanyl-tRNA editing protein Aarsd1
Exons: 12
Coding region: 215-1453 (412 amino acids)
Biological process (GO): alanyl-tRNA aminoacylation; regulation of translational fidelity
Molecular function (GO): Ser-tRNA(Ala) deacylase activity; ATP binding; nucleic acid binding
Source: RefSeq, a predicted model, not a curated record